AUGGACGAAUUUUGGAGGGGCAGUCUGGUCUGUCUGUUUAUAUACGGGAACUACAUGCUCUUUUCUUCACACAUUAAAACCAUUUUCUGGUCGCUUUGCUACUCUGUUCUAUCCCAGGAGAUACGCAAAAAUAACUACAGAAUCUUCCACUCUGUCUUUAUUUUUUUAUUCUUAUUUCCUGUCCUUUCUGCAACUCUUCUUCCUUCGGUUGUUCUUUUGUUCUGCGGGCGAGAGGUGGCUGAGUAUGCAUCGAAAAUGGUAGAAAUAAUAAAUGCUUCUCCUUCCUUAUUUGCAACGGUAAAAAAGAUUUUCUUAUCAGCGAUGCUGCAGGUGUGCAAAUAUUUGGACAUCCACAAAAAUGACACUCUAUCGGACUCCUUUGUGCUCUACAAAAUAUAUCUGAAGCUCGAGGAGAUGAAGAAUGCGAUACUAUCAGGAAGCCAGGAGGCGCUCUCCUGGGCCGGACACUUUGCCUUUUUCCUCGGAUUCAGCGCCUACUUUUCGCAGCUAGAGAGGAAUCCUCUUUCCUACGUUCUUAAGCCGAUUCCCAGGUGCGCUGAGAUAGUGUCUCUUUUUGAGAAGAUCAUCCACACUUUGGCUGUAGGAAGUAUUUUCAACUUCACUUUCAGUUUCAUCCUUAGCUUGUACUUUGGCUCUACUCUAAUCAUGACAAAUGGCGUACUUUCAGCCUUUUUAAGCGUAUUUCCUGUUUUUCCUCUCUGCCUGUACUGCAUUCCCACUGUCAUUCACCUGUGGCUCAGUCGCAGAGUGGUUGCCGCUGUUUUAUUUGCAGUUCUUGCGGUUGUCCAGCAAAUUGCAUCAGGAAGAAUGUUCAAGUUCCCCAGAUCCGCAGGGUAUCUGCAGAGCGCAAGCAUUGCCCUGGGCCUGAAGGUCUUUGGCCUUCCAGGGGCUAUACUCGGCCCUUUCCUUCUCUUCUCUCUUCUGAUCCUGUGGUCAGUUGGAAGACCUGCAGAGAGCCAACCCGUAAAAAGUAUUUCAAAAUCGAGCAAACCUAAGCAGAUGACAAAAGCGAUGGAGAUACUCCGUAAGACUAAAUAA
Nematocida minor is the source of this 1059-nucleotide messenger RNA. RefSeq lists its product as uncharacterized. Bases 1 to 1059 code for a protein of 352 amino acids. The transcript has a single exon. NCBI's taxonomy places the organism in Eukaryota, Fungi, Microsporidia. The record is from RefSeq and is a predicted model, not a curated record.